Messenger RNA from Cottoperca gobio, 2213 nucleotides. RefSeq names its product F-box and leucine-rich repeat protein 22 (gene fbxl22). Gene Ontology annotation, cellular component: cytoplasm. NCBI's taxonomy places the organism in Eukaryota, Metazoa, Chordata, Actinopteri, Perciformes, Bovichtidae. Gene Ontology annotation, molecular function: protein binding. The record is from RefSeq and is a predicted model, not a curated record.
AUGCAUGUCACCCAGCUCAACCGCGAAUGUCUCCUCCACCUUUUCUCCUUCCUAGACAAGGACAACCGGAAGAGUUUGUCCCUUACCUGCCAACAGCUGCGCGAGGUCUUCCUGGAUCCCCUGCUCUGGACUCUACUCCACUUGAGCUCCCCGUGUCAGCUGACCAGGGACAACUUUGUGCUGGGACCCUCAUUGCGUUACUUGACAGUUUGCUGGUACUCGAGCAGGGUCCUGCAAGUGUGCAACAUUGAGGACUGGUUGAAGAGCACGUUUCAGAAGGACAUCUGCAGUAAACACGAGAGCCUGGUCAGCACUUUCCUGGCCCAUGUCUGCCACAUGUGUCCCAACCUGCUCUGGCUAACCCUGUCUGGCUGUGGACACAUCACAGACCAUGAUGUGAUCUCUGUGCUGCAGAGCUGCAGGAAGCUGCGCUGCCUCCACCUGGAGAACUGCGUCCGCAUCACCGACUGCAGCCUGAAGGGUGUGGCGGCUCACGGAGAAAGUCUGCAGGAGGUAAAGGUGGACUUCUGCAGGAACAUCACUCAGGCAGGGCUGCAGGCUGUCAGAGAGAAGAGGCCGGACAUCCAGCUGAGCGCAGAGAAGAGCGCUGGUAUGAUCCCAGACAGCAAGCCAGAGACGAGGGUGCCACUCAGGAGGACACUUCAGAAAGUCCUGCAGUUCUCCUGAUGGAAAUGUUGGGCCACAAGGAUGGGCAUUUAUUUUUUAAUUUAUGUAUGGACUUGACUGUGAUGACUUUAUCUGUAUUUAAUAUAAGUGUGUUUUUUAACCCUUUUUUAUACUCUUUUAUACAACAUGUGUUGAAUAUGACUCUUCUUUAUAAAGACAUGCAAUCUUUAAGCUGUCUCUAAUUCCAUGUUAUCCUAACCAGCGAGAAUUCCAGACACACCCAUAAUAAAGUCUUAUGCUGCGUCUCAAUUCGGAUACUUCUGUUAGUACGCUGCCAUGUCGUACACUAUGUACUUACUUGCGUAGUGUUUGAAUUUCAACAGGGUAGUGUCACAACUGUUGUGCGCUCUCUGGAAAUGACAAUCGCCGCUGUUAGCUAGCUACCAAAUCAUUACAGAUUGCUAAAUUUACCCAAUAAACACUUUUAUCCUCACUAUGUAUAACUUGUAUUUGUAUAGAACGGUGUUCAACCGAGCAACCACUGCUGGUCUCUCCCCUUUAGCUGCGUAGCCAGGAUAGCGACCAUUAAAGGUGUCUAAGCGUUCAACAUUGAACUUUUUGACUGUUAUGAGUGCACCAUCCAGGUGCUCAUAGUGCACUGCAGUUUGCCAUACUUCUCAGUUUGACCGCGUUGAUGCACUCAAAAUAGCGAGUACAAAGGUACGCAAAUUGAGACACAGUGUAUACACAGGCCUUAUCAGUAAUUCUGAACCAAUACACAUUUAAAUGCUGCAAUGAUAUGAUUCUAUUCUUAAAGGAAUAGUUUGUCACUUUGGGAAAUAUGCUUAUUCACUUUCUUGCCGAGUGUCCGUGUAGUAAAUAAGAAGCUAAAGCCAGGCUACCUAUUUCCCAGUCUUCACUUUCUGCUCCAGCUAAAUAUUGACUAUUCCGACGCAGGAGUGGUAUCGAUCUUCUCAUCUAACUGUAUCUAGCUCGAUAAGAACGAGAAUAAGUAUGUUUCCCUAAAUGUCAAACUAUUCCUUUAAUUGCGUUUGAUGGUUUGAUUAAAAUAUCAUACACCUUCCCCAGAGCAGUUAUGCACACCUACACAGUACAAAAGAGCAACAGGUGCAAUGGUUGCUGUGUGAUCUGCUGUGUGAUCUCUCUGUUAUGAUAACACAUGUCAGAGCUGGGAGGAAAGGUUCUCCGAGGGCAAAAUGGCCCUGCGCCUGAGAUUGGAAUCACGUUAUAUAAGGUUGUUAGACAUAUGAAAGUAGGUUGAGUGUGUCUGUCUGUAAAUGCCAUGUGACAAAUGUAUUACAGGCUGCUGCUGCAUGACCAUUGAUUUUCACACAGGGUCAACUUAAUGAAGAACAAGCCUUUUUCAGUCCCACCAGGACGUGCGCUCAGAUAUUAUUUUUGUACUGGAUGGAGCAAGUCUUCAGUUUCCCUUUGAAACAUUAUGAAAACACUGUGUUUUUCUAUUGGCUGUGUUACUCAGUGUGUCUGUGUUUUGUUUUUCUACUUAUCUAUUAAAAAAGACAAUUUGCCAUUGAUUUGUGAUGGACAAUAAAGCUUUUACUGAA